GACAGCCAUACAUUCUCAAGGCUCUCCUACAGAUGGCAGUAAUGUCCAUGCAAAUGCGUGCUGUUUGCCAACGAAGAAGAAGCAGCUGACAAGCAGCCAUGGCGGACAUGAAGAAAGAGGUUGAUGAGACCCUUGAAGAGCUGACAGACUUUGUCAAAAAGCAGCGAUGGUGGAACAAGGUGGUGGGUAAAAACUCCAAACCUGUGGCCGAGAAGUAUUCCGUUAUGACACAAAUUGCCAUCGGAGGAGUAACCGGCUGGUGUGCUGGCUUUGUGUUCCAGAAGGUUGGGAAGCUGGCAGCCUCGGCAGUGGGGGGAGGGUUCCUCUUGCUGCAGAUUGCCAACCACACAGGCUACAUCAGCGUGGACUGGAGGAAAGUGGAGCGCGACGUCAACAAGGCCAAGAAGCAGCUACAGAUCAACGUGGAGAAGCCACCCAAGGCAAUCAAGACAAAGACAGAAGAGGUCCAAAUCUUUGUGAAGAACAAUAUCAUCGUGAUGGGAGGGUUCGCUGGCGGAUUCCUGAUCGGACUGGCCUCAUAACUCCCCACUGCACUCCAGGCGCUGCUUUUAUUUUAUAUUUUGUGUUUCUGUUAUUCUUUAGAAUCUUCCCUUUAUUCUCAAGGGUCUUCCAGUUCUACCUACCAUCAUGAUGUCCGAAAUAUCUUAAUAGCAAGAGCAUAUCAAAUCAGUGUAUUGCUGUGCUUACUGGACUUACCAAAAAAAACUGUGUUUUUCUUUUAUGAUUAUAAGAUUAUGGUCAACAAGUGUUGAUAAUAGUAAGUUUGUUAAUAAAAUAUGAUGUGCUCUGUAAAACGAGAGCUUUUUUGCAUGAAUGAUGUUAAGUGUGGUAUGUUUUGUGUAAGUGGUACUUUUGUUGUAUGGAGGAAUGCUGUGCAAGAAUACAGGACUAUAUUUCCCA
Engraulis encrasicolus (European anchovy) is the source of this 921-nucleotide messenger RNA. It is a transcript of the gene fundc2, whose product is annotated as fun14 domain containing 2. The transcript has 5 exons. The record is from RefSeq and is a predicted model, not a curated record. Gene Ontology annotation, cellular component: mitochondrial outer membrane. Gene Ontology annotation, biological process: autophagy of mitochondrion. Bases 99 to 542 code for a protein of 147 amino acids. NCBI's taxonomy places the organism in Eukaryota, Metazoa, Chordata, Actinopteri, Clupeiformes, Engraulidae.